AUGAAAUUGGAUGCAAAAGUAUUACGUUAUAUGAGCUCGGAAGAGUUCCGUGUUCUUACAGCUGUCGAGAUGGGUUCAAAGAAUCAUGAAAUAGUACCUACACCACUUAUUGCCCAAAUAGCUGGUUUACGACACGGUGGAAGUCACAAAAUAUUAGGUGAACUCGCAAAGAAAAAUCUUAUAUCCAGGGUAAAAAAUGCAGAAUAUGAUGGAUAUAGAUUAACUUAUGGUGGUUAUGAUUACUUGUCAUUAAAGACAUUUGUAAAACGAAGUAGCAUUUAUUCUGUAGGAAAUCAAAUUGGUGUUGGAAAAGAGGCAGAUAUUUACAUUGUUGCUGAUGAAAAUGAAAAUCAACAUGUUCUAAAGAUUCACAGACUUGGUCGCAUUUCUUUUCGAGCAAUUAAAUCAAAACGUGAUUAUCUUCAAAAACGAAAAUCUGCAUCUUGGAUGUAUAUGUCAAGACUAGCAUCUAUUAAAGAGUUCUCAUUUAUGAAGAUAUUACAUGAAAAUGGAUUUCCUGUCCCUAAACCAAUUGAUAACAGUCGACAUUGUUUAGUAAUGGAAUUUAUUGAUGCAUAUCCUCUGCUUGCACAAUGUGGCCUUAUUCAUGGAGAUUUUAAUGAGUUUAAUAUUCUUGUUAAAGAAAAUGGAGAUCCCAUUUUAAUCGAUUUUCCACAAAUGGUAUCAAUAUCGCAUCCAAAUGCUGAAUGGUAUUUUAACCGCGACGUAGAAUGUAUACGAACUUUUUUUAGAAGGAAAUAUAAUUAUGAAAGCAUGUUAUAUCCCAAAUUCAAACUUGAUGUAAAUCGAGAAUUUGAUUUAGAUGUUCAAGUAACAGCAAGCGGUUUCACAAAACAAUAUCAAAAAGAAUUGGAAACGUAUCAAAAUGAAAUAUGCAAAUCGUUAGAUAAUUAUGAUAGUGACGAUAGCAUGGUAAAAAUGAGUUUUGUUGUAUAA
Messenger RNA from Diversispora eburnea, 957 nucleotides. The record is from the annotation of a GenBank genome assembly. NCBI's taxonomy places the organism in Eukaryota, Fungi, Glomeromycota, Glomeromycetes, Diversisporales, Diversisporaceae.